Molecule: messenger RNA, 3152 nt
Organism: Fonticula alba
Lineage: Eukaryota; Rotosphaerida; Fonticulaceae
Exons: 5
Coding region: 156-3107 (983 amino acids)
Biological process (GO): ribosomal small subunit biogenesis
Cellular component (GO): nucleolus
Molecular function (GO): RNA binding
Source: RefSeq, a predicted model, not a curated record
CUGGCGUACACUUCGCCCAAUUUCUUCUCCUCUCUCCCUUUCUGCUCUCCCUUUCUGCUCUCCCGCCUCCACCUCCCCCACUCUCCUCCCCCGGGCAUUUUGUCUUUCCUGAAGGGCCGUCUCUUGCCUGUCCUUCCCCUCUCCCUGCUAGCAGCAUGAACCUUCCCCCAUUUGGCGGGCGCGGACGCGGCGGCCGUGGCGGUCGCGGUGGGCGCGGUGGAUUCCGACCUCGCGACCGCACCUUGGCAUCGGGCGGCAUCGUGGUCAAGGCCGCGGCUCGCAAGGAAGCCCGCGCGGCGGCUCGUCGCGGCGGGCGCCAGCCCCUCCCCCAGGCGGCCCCGGUGGCUCCGGUCCGGGCUCGGCCCCGGGCCCGGGCGGCCUUCUCGGAGGAUGCCCCGGCGCUGGCCUUCGAUGACGAGGCGCCAAUGGCAGGGCAGCGCCGCGCCCCGGCGGCCGACAGCCCGGCCAAGCGUGCCCGUGCCCCGGCCACCUUCGACUGGGAGGACUCGCUGGCCGACUUCGAGGCCAUGGACGCGGACAUCGGCUCGGCCGGCGACCAGGAUGAUGGCGAUGGCGAUGAGCACGACCCAUACGGCCUGGACGCGCUGGAGGCCGGCGACGACAUGGACGAGGAGCCGGAGCUGGACACCCUGGACGAUGGCGACCUGGAGUCGAUCGAUGCCGUGUCUUCGGCCGGGCUGGCGCCCCUCGACGACAAGGAUGCCCUCUACGAUGAGUGGGUCAUCCGGCAAUUUGAGCGGAAGUACGGCGGCUCGGCGAAGGCCCAGCGCCGGUCUGCGCGUGACGCCGAGGCCGGCGACGCUCUCGGCGAGCUGCUGGUCGGCCUGGACAACUUGGGCGAGGAGUCGGGCCUCGAGGAGGAGGUCGACAGCGACGCGCCCGAGGUCGAGUCAACCUUCAGCCACCGGUCGCGCCCGCGCGGCGACGAUGCCGACUCCAGCCACUCGGACGAUGGCCCAUCCUCCUCCUCCAGCGAGGAGGACUACCAAGAGGAGGGCGGCAGCUCGGACGAGGAGCCCGGCCCUGUGACCGCCUCGGCCCCGGCCCCGGCCCCGGCCCCGGAGGCUGGGAAGUACCUGCCGCCGGCGGUGCGGCGGCGCCUUGCGGCCGAGGCCGCGGCCGCCGGCCAGGAUGCCCCGGCCUCGGGCUCAGGCAAGAUCGACCUGGGGCGGCUGCUGGGGCAUGCGGCCGAGCAGCGCACCGACCCGGACGCCGAAGCGGCGGCCUCGGCCGCGGCCAGCCUGGCCCUGCAGGACCAGCCGGCCAGCCCGGAGCUGGUGCGCCGCGUGCGCGGCCCCAUCAACCGGCUGACGUCCUCGAACUUCGGGCAGCUCCUGCCGGAGCUGGCCCGGCUGCUGGCCGGCGGGGCCUUCCCCCGGCGGGCGGUCUUCGCCACCCUGACCGCGGCCGUGCUGGACACCGUGUCGUCGGCCAGCUCCGGCGACCGGCUGUCCUCCUUCGUGGCGGUGCAGGCCGCGGCCCUGGUUUUCCUGGGCGCGUCCUGGGGCCCGGAGGUGGUGGCCUGUGCCACGGUGGAGGCGUUGCGGCGCCUGCGCGCGGCCGAGGCGGCGGCUCUCCUUCCGCCGGCCGGCCCUGCCGCCGGCCUGGCCCAGGCCAUGCAGGACCCCGAGGAGGAUGCCCUGGUCCCGGGGACGGAUGGGCCGCGCGCGCGCGAGGCCCGCAACUUGGCGGUCUUCCUGUCGCACCUGGCCUCCUUCAAUCUGGUGGGGGCCACGCCGGAUGGUGUGUCCCUGCUGAUGGACCUGUGCGACCGGUGGCUGGCCGCGGUGCUGGAGUCCGAGGCCUUCCUGGAGGGGGCCGGCGACUCGACCGCGGCCGAGCUGGCCUCCACCCGGGCCGAGCUGGCCGUCGAGCUGGCCAAUGUCCUGCUCACGGGGGCCGGGUUUUCGCACCUGCGCACCGGCGCCCCGGGGCGCCUGCGCGCCUUCAUCGAAAAGAUGCAAGAAGCCAAGCUGGCCAGCUCGCGCGCGCGCUUCCUCCGUGACACGGUGACCGCCGUGCGCACCAACCGCCGGCGCAAGUCCGACGACGCGGACGAGGAGCUGGUGGCUCCCCUGCGGAAGGUUCUGCGCGAGACGAUGAAGUCCGCCGGACUGUCCGCCCCUGCCCCGCUUAGCUUCGGCCUGCAGGACCUGGCCCAGGCCGAGGCAUCCGGCGGGGAUGUGGUCCAUGCCCUGGCCCGGCAGAUUCGCGAACGAAACCUGGCCCUGGACGGCACCGGGGCCGGGGCGGCCGGCACGACGGCCCGCAUGGCGGCCAUGCUGACCCCCGGCCGGUCCGGCGCCGGGGCCAGCGUGGACACCGAGCAUGCGCAGCUGCUGGCCGCGGCUCGACGCCACGGCAUGAACACCGACAUCCGCCGCGCGGUGUUCGUGGCGUUGAUGGGGGCCGCCGACGCGGCCGACGCCGUGACCCGGGUCCUGGGGCUGGGCCUGCGCGGGGAGGCCGAGCGCGACAUCGUCCGGGUUUUGGUGCAUUGCUGCUCGCGCGAGCGCGUGUACAAUCCCUUCCAUGCGCAGGUGGCGCAGAAGCUGAUCGCCACGCGUGCCUCGCACCGGGUGUCCCUGACCUUCACCCUGUGGGAUGUCUUCCGGUCCAUGGGCGAGCCGGGCAGCCAGGAUGCCAGCCCCCGGCGGGUGCUGAACAUCUCGCGCCUGGUGGCGGACCUGGUCCUGGGCCAGGCCCUCGGGCUGAAUGUCUUCCGGACCCUGCCGCUGGAGCGGCGCCCGCUGCCGACCGCGCAUGCGGCCCUCCUGCGGGACGUCCUGACGCGCGUGCUGCCGGUGCUGGAUCCGCAGGCCCUGGUGCGGGUCUUUGCCGAGGCGGUGCAGAUGCCCGGGUCGGCCGGCGGCGCGCGCGAUCCCGAUCAGGAGCCCGGCGCCGCGGCCGAGGCCCUCACCCGGCGCGAGGUCCUCCGCCAUGGCCUGGCCCUGGCCCUGUCGACCCUGGUCAAGGAGGCCGAGCGGGACCUGGCCACCGAGGGGCGCCUGUCGGAGCGCGAUGCCCUGCGUCAGGCUCGCCGUGUGGCCUCGGCCACGCUGGAGCGUGCUGCCUGGCGGCAAUAGAGACACCGAAUAGACAUGUGCCGAGAGAGCAAGUGAGAGUCAGUG